AUGUUCGACACAUGCUUCAAGUUCCCUAAACAAGCUUUCGUGAAAUUACUUAAGAAAUCUACAACCUCUGGCUGGCUUAUUGGCUUGCUCAUAGCCUGUGAUGUUUUAAUCAUAACCGAAGCCUCGAAAUCUAAGCAAGGCACAACAAAGACCUUGGCUUUAGGCAAAAAUACUUUUCUUUCUUGUGAAGCUUUAGUUGUUGACACAAUUUCUUCGAUUUCUUCAAAUUCUACCAUACUUUGUCUCCAGAUCUCAAAUGCUUUAAACAAGCUUAAUUUAGCGAUUUUAUUGAGGACGUUCAAAUGCAGUUUUUGGUAG
Molecule: messenger RNA, 318 nt
Organism: Blepharisma stoltei
Lineage: Eukaryota; Ciliophora; Heterotrichea; Heterotrichida; Blepharismidae
Source: the annotation of a GenBank genome assembly